Molecule: messenger RNA, 1314 nt
Organism: Nannospalax galili (Upper Galilee mountains blind mole rat)
Lineage: Eukaryota; Metazoa; Chordata; Mammalia; Rodentia; Spalacidae
Gene: Suclg1
Product: succinate-CoA ligase alpha subunit
Exons: 9
Coding region: 62-1102 (346 amino acids)
Biological process (GO): tricarboxylic acid cycle
Cellular component (GO): mitochondrion; succinate-CoA ligase complex (ADP-forming)
Molecular function (GO): succinate-CoA ligase (GDP-forming) activity; succinate-CoA ligase (ADP-forming) activity
Source: RefSeq, a predicted model, not a curated record
ACCAUCUUCCUCAUGCUUGGUCCUUGCCAGGUCCCCCCGGGUCUGGGAGUGUCAUUGGGCGAUGACCGCAGCCCUGAUCACCGCAGCUGCCACCGCGACUAUGGUCUCCGGUAGCAGCGGCCUCGGGGCCGCUCGCCUAUUAUCACGCACCUUCCUCCUGCAACAGAAUGGAAUACGGCAUGUCUCCUAUACUGCUUCCCAGAAAAACCUUUAUGUUGACAGAACUACGAAGGUUAUUUGCCAGGGUUUCACUGGCAAACAGGGCACCUUUCAUAGCCAGCAGGCCUUAGAUUAUGGCACGAAACUUGUGGGAGGAACCACUCCAGGGAAGGGUGGUAAAACACACCUGGGCUUACCCAUCUUUAAUACUGUGAAGGAGGCCAAAGAAAAUACAGGAGCAACAGCUUCUGUUAUUUAUGUUCCUCCUCCUUUUGCUGCCGCCGCCAUUGAGGAAGCCAUUGAUGCAGAAAUUUCCUUGAUUGUGUGUAUUACCGAAGGUAUCCCACAGCAGGAUAUGGUACGGGUCAGGCACAGACUGGUACACCAGGCAAAAUCGAGGCUAAUUGGGCCAAACUGCCCGGGAGUCAUCAACCCUGGAGAAUGCAAAAUUGGCAUCAUGCCUGGCCAUAUCCACAAGAAAGGGAAAAUUGGUAUUGUAUCCAGAUCUGGCACCCUAACUUACGAAGCCGUUCACCAAACAACCCAAGUUGGACUGGGGCAGUCUUUGUGUAUUGGCAUUGGAGGUGAUCCUUUUAAUGGAACGGAUUUUAUCGACUGCCUUGAAGUCUUCCUGGGUGACCCAGCCACGGAAGGCAUCAUAUUGAUUGGUGAAAUUGGUGGUCAUGCUGAAGAAAAUGCUGCAGAGUUUCUGAAGCAGCGUAAUUCAGGCCCAGAUGCCAAGCCUGUAGUGUCCUUCAUUGCUGGUUUAACUGCUCCUCCUGGUAGAAGAAUGGGCCAUGCUGGGGCAAUUAUUGCUGGAGGAAAAGGUGGAGCUAAAGAGAAGAUUGAAGCCCUUCAGAGUGCAGGAGUUGUGGUCAGCAUGUCUCCAGCACAGAUGGGCUCCUCCAUGUACAAGGAAUUUGAAAAGAGGAAGAUGCUGUGAAAGAGAAAACAAAAGGUCUUUAAAGCUGUGGAAUGGAGCCCAUAGACUUGAGAGCCAGCAGAAGUCUACUUCUGCAGUCCGCAGUGUCAGCCCACACACCUGACACUGGCCUUUCAGUACAGCAGAAGCCCAGGCAAGGGUUAGAAUACCUAAACUGAGCUGUUUCACGUGUUGUGUAACAGAGACAUAAUAAAUCUAUCAUUUAAUUUGAA